Trachemys scripta elegans is the source of this 5699-nucleotide messenger RNA. RefSeq names its product Rho GTPase activating protein 20 (gene ARHGAP20). NCBI's taxonomy places the organism in Eukaryota, Metazoa, Chordata, Testudines, Emydidae. Gene Ontology annotation, biological process: regulation of Rho protein signal transduction; signal transduction. The record is from RefSeq and is a predicted model, not a curated record. The transcript has 15 exons. Gene Ontology annotation, molecular function: GTPase activator activity. Bases 173 to 3646 code for a protein of 1157 amino acids.
GCUGAGUGGGCGGGGCUAUCGGAGCGGGUGUCCGACGCACUGUGGUCCCGCUCGCUCGUAGCCUCACUGUCCAUGGUGCAGCCGCCGCGCGGGGUCCUCAGUGCCCGCCGCCGCCGGGGGGAUGAGCCUGUGACCUCGGCGGGAGUUCGGGCCGCUCGGGGAAAGGAGCUUGAUGGAAGCGAUGUCCCCGCAACAGGAUCACGUCGGGCAGGGGCGCUCGUCCUCUGUGAGCGGGGAGUCCAGAGCCUCCGCAGCCUCCGAGAGCAAGAAGAAGAUGAAGAGUCUGGCUCAAAGACGUCAGUCUGCACCAUCUCUGGUCCUCAGUAAAGCACUUAAUAAGUCCAGAACUAUCACCAGGGAAAGCUGCUUCUCCCCAAUCAGUCCGGAAGCAUGUCCCCUUGUGCAGUCCUUUAUCUGCCCCAACAGAGCCUUUGUACUUGAUGGUCAUGUUCAGUUGAAGACGGGCCUUCAGACCCAGGAACGGCACCUUUUCCUCUUCACAGACAUCCUUGUUGUUGCCAAGUCCAAGUCACCAUCUCAUUUCAAACUAAAGAGCCAAGUGCGUCUCUGUGAGAUGUGGACGGCAUCCUGCAUGGAAGAGGUCUAUGAGGGCAGCACUAACCCGGAAAGGUCCUUUGUUAUAGGCUGGCCCACCACCAACUGUGUUGCUAAUUUUAGUUCCCCAGAGCAGAAGGAAAAGUGGCUCUCUUCCUUGCAAAGUCGAAUCAAAGAAGAGAAAGAAAAAGACUAUCCCAAGAACAUUCCACUGAAGAUCAUUGCGAAGGAUGUCGGAAAUUGUGCAUAUUCGAAAACGUUCCCUGUAACCAAUGCUGAUACAGCGAAUGAUGUGAUUCUUACAGCCCUGCAGCAGCUGGGGAUUAACGGCUCUGAAAAAGACUAUCAGCUGUGGGUGAAUUCGGGAAAAGAAGAUGCUCCUUACCCACUUAUUGGACACGAAUAUCCCUUUGGAAUUAAAAUGAGCCACAUUCGAGAUGCUGUGCCCCAGAUACAGGAAUCGAAAGACUGUGCCUACCCUCUUGACCUUCAUGGGUCCUUCUUAAUGGAACAGCUGCCCCGAGAGCUGCAGUGCCAGUUUAUACUGAAGCCAAGUCGUCUGGCCUUGUGCGAGCAACUGAAUGAACUAAGCCAAAAGCCAUUUAAAAGGAAAAAAUCGAUCAUAAACUGGGCCUUUUGGCGUGGUCCGGGCACUCAGCUGGACAAUAUACCACUGUCUCCAACAUCUCCUGUUCCAGGGAAACUCUUUGGUCUGUCGCUGCCAGCCAUCUGUGAGAAUGACAAUCUGCCCAAACCUGUCUUGGACAUGCUUUCCUUCCUUUACAAAGAGGGGCCUUUUACCAGGGGUAUUUUCAGACGCUCAGCAAAUGCGAAAUCCUGCCGAGAGCUCAAGGAGAAGCUUAAUUUGGGAGCUGAAGUGCACCUAGCUUGUGAAUCCAUAUUUGUGACCGCCUCAGUGUUUAAGGAUUUUCUUCGGAACAUCCCAGGCAGCAUUUUUUCAUCCCAGCUCUGUGAUAAGUGGGUCUCUGUAAUGGAUCAAGGGAACCAUGAAGAGAAGAUAAAAGACAUCCAAAGGCUAAUAGAACAACUCCCCAGAGCCAAUGUGGUUCUCUUACGUUACCUCUUUGGAGUAUUACACAGUAUAGAAAAGCAAUCUGAAGAUAACCAGAUGACUGCAUUUAAUCUAGCUGUGUGCAUCGCACCCAGCAUGCUGUGGCCUCCUGCUCCCUCUAGCCCUGAAACAGAAAGCGAAUUCACCAAAAAGGUUUCUGUUCUGGUACAGUUUCUAAUUGAAAAUUGCUGCAGGAUUUUUGGAGAGGAAAUUUCCACCCUCUUUGGGGACAUACUGAUACGAUGUGACAACAGAGAGGAUGGCUCAGAUCUCUCUUCCUUUCAUCUGAAUGAUUCUUCCUAUGACAGUUUGGAAAACGAGCUGAAUGAUGAUGUUGACUCUUCAUUUAGUGACUUGCUCAAAAAACGAGGUCAAGAUAACAGGAGCCGGGACUCAGUUUUGACUCUGAGUGAUUGUGACUUGGACCAGCCUGAGGUGGAAGAAAUUAAAAUUCAGCUGCCACCCAAAUCAAAACCAGUGCGAAUUUCUACUGGAUCACACCACGAAUCUGCAUUACAGGAUCAAUCUGAGAAUGAGUCUCUUUGCUCCAGUACCUCUGGCUGCUCAUCAGUAACAGUCCCUGAUGCUCGCAAAAGCUUGAGAAGACAGAGACGCUGCUCAGAGCCCACGAUUGGCCUUCUUGCCUCUAAAUUCAGCCACAUCAGUGGGGUUCAUGAGAACGCAGUACGUAAAGCCAGCUGUGACGCAGUGCUGUCGCACGUAGAUGAAGACUGUCUCAAGCAGCUUCGUUCAUUACAGGUGGAAGGGCAAAAGCUUAUUAAUCAGAGUUUGGUUAUGGGGAUAGAUGUGGGUCAGAGUGGCACCGUGGACCAAAAUGGUGAAAAGAAAGACUUGUCCAAUUGCCUCCUGCCUCCACCCCUGCUGAGAUUAAAUAUUUGCUCAAGAACUAGCUGUUCUAGUUUAUCUUCUCCCGGAACGUCCCCAUCUGGGUCCUCAAUGAGUUCCUUGGACAGUGCUUUCUCUCAGUUUUCGGACUAUUCAGUAUUUACUCCAACCGAGACCUCCUCGCCUUUGGAUUGUGCUUUUCAGCCUCAAAAGAAACAUGGAGAGCUUUCUCCUGAAUUUAACCCUUUCUCUGGAGUACACCUAGGUGCUGGCCUCAGUUCUUUUCCUAACCAAGCUAGCAGCAGCAGCUCCGUUGGUGUUAGAAAAGAGAGUCAAAAAAGCCCUGUAACUCUUCAUCCCAGCACAUGGCUAAAGAACGGAGCCUCCACAAUGAAAAAUUGGACUCUCCGAAAAAAGGAAAGAGUGUCCAAGCAAGAGGAGAAAAAGAAGAGUGUUGUUAAAAUAACUUUGGAACCACAAACGGAUUCUUCGGAUGCGUCAGAAGAUAACUUAUGUCAAGAACAACGGCAAGUUUUAAAAACACUUAUGUCAACAGGAGGAAUUAAUGCUGCGGAAACAGUCCAGGAGGGCAACUUUUCUUCUUCCCGGGGGGGUGGACAGCUAUGCGGCUCUCCACUUUGUGCAGGGGAAGCCAAAGACAAGAGACUAAAGGCGUUGGGGCUGUUGGCUGAGCAAAGCAAGGAGGAGGAAGAGGAGGAGGCAAACUCUCUAUUUGUUCAGUCACAUAAAAGACAGCUGUCCAACACUUUCACUCAGUGCACAAAUCCAAGGGCUGAGCAUGCCCAUGAGCCAGAGGAUGUUGUCAGUGCUGGACAUGAACUUUUCAUCAAGGACAGCUUAAGUAAGACUGUGAUUUCCACAGACUUAGGUGGCCAGCAAGUGACAAACUCCAAGAACAACAAAUCUUUGCCAAGCACUGAAUCAAAAAAUAUUGAUGAUGAGCCCAAAAGGGGCUUCUCUCGGUCUCCAAAAACCACAAAGGCAGUUGAUGACUGUUUGUUUAAACCUGAUGUUAAUAAAUGUCUUCAGAAAUCAGAGGAAGGGACCAAGGCCAUGGUCCAAAAUAAAAAGGAAUGGCCAAACAAGCAUUGCAGUGAUUCCAAGUUUGAAGAGCUUGACCAAAGGUUUUUUGCCGAGGAGUCUUAUGUUUAAAAUCACCACCUUUGGGACUAAUGUUGGAUCUGCUUAGGGUUCAAUACCCCAAGAAAUGAACUUUCACGGCGGGGCUACAGAACUCAUCCUGUCAUUAUGGGAAUUAUCAAAGUAACUUCCCCACAUACUGAUAUUGUGAUUAACUACCUUCCUAGAAUCUGGGAAGGUCCCAGAAAAUUGUUAAGAGAGGCACUCAGAUCCAAGACACUAGUGAGUGCAGUAGUGUGUUUGACAUAGAGGCCUCCUCUUGACCACUCGUGUUAAGCUUUGUAGAUGUAAGUCCGUGUCCUUUGUGGUUUUGAUGCAGUAUACAUGGUCAGCAUAGAUUCCAUAACUGUGGUAUUCUACUACUGUUUUGAAACUAUGAUGGUUAUUACUUUCAUUGCUCUCCAAGGAAGAAGUGUCGUGCUUUGUAUGUUAACGAAGUAACUGUUCAGUAGUUCCAGUCCUCUCCGUCUUGCAGCAAAAGAAGAAAAACAAUGUAAGCUUGAAAAAGAAGUGACAUUAAAUGCUGAAGCUUGUAACUAACAACUCCCAACUCUGUGUGUUUCGUUUAUUGUACUCCAUUGGGUGUUCUUUUUAUGUUUAAGUUGUGAAUAGUUUAUUAAUAUUGCUGUAAAAUGGCAUGUAUUAUUGCAAGCAGAACACAUGUAAUUUUAUUAUGCGCUAUCUAAAUCAUCUUAUAAUAUAUUUAAAGUAAUGCAUUAUCUAAAAUGCUUUGAGUUUGUAUAAUAUAUCUUGAUAAAUUUUGCUAUUAUAUAUGGUCUGAAAUAAAUGUGUAUUUUUGUACUUGCAGAACUGCUGCUAACUUUACAAAUUCCGUUUUUGUUGUUACGGCACUGGUAUUGGUGUAUGCAUUCAAUGCUGUACAUUAAAUAAAAUCCAUUCUGUCAUAAAGUCAACCAAAACAAUUUUCCAAGUAACCCUUCAGUUCUCUGGCUUUAAAGUCACGUUUAUUUACCAGUGGAUUGUGAUGUUAAUGAUGCUUCUUAAAAACCUACUUUGUUUUCCCCCUUUUUUUAUCUCUAGAUUUUGACAUUUGCUUCUGUAGUAAAUGCUUUUGUUUUGUUUACUAGAAGGAGAUGGUAUAUUUCAGUUUUGGCAAAAGAGAACAAGCUGCAAUGUGAAUACAAUUCAAUAGAACUUUGGAGGUCAGGUCUAUGGGUUCUUUCUUGCCUAGUGAUAUCAAUGGGAAUUUUGCAUGGGAAAGAAUUGCAGGAUUUAGGCUUUACUUUCUGUACAGCACCAUGCAUAUAAAGUGUAUCUCAAACAUUGCAGAACUCAACAACCUGAUAAUCUAGUUAAAGAAUAAUUCCUCUUCCCCUUCUGCUAUUCCCUAAGAGGCAUAUUCAAAGGAGAAUCAGGUGUUUUCAGCUGAGCUCUAAAAUGAAAUGAAGAGUCAAGGAUAGGGAGAAGCAAAAGGUAAUGUUUUCAAAUAAUGUUGUUUGUAGUGUUGUAACCAAGUUGGUCCCAGGAUAUUUCAGAUAAUAGACGUUUGGCUGGGUAAUGGAUCCUGUAUGAAUAUUGGCAAGGUUUUACAGAAGGCUAGAAGGAAGGCCAGUGCUUCUGGAAUGGUAUUGAUUCAGUUAGUAACGUUCCCUUUUUAAAAAUGGCUUUCGCCCACUUCAAAUAGUAUUGAUCAGUAUAAUAAUUUUAACAGUGUGUUGUAUUCAGUCACACUGGGGCAAGAUUCCAAAAGCACCAAUGGGACUUAGGCACCUAAGACUCUGAGGUGUUUUUGAAAAUGUUACCUGCUGUCUAAUGCCACAAGCAGCUGCAAAGAGCAGUCUAUGGAAGCACUGCACCAUUUCACCAGGCAGAACAAGCAAUCUGUCUGCAUAUCUGUCAGCUGGAAUGACUAAAUAUGUUUAAGAAUGUCUCUUGUAUUGAAAAUAUCCAUUCCAAGGCUUACUGUUUUGGGACCUGAACUUGCAAAUAAUUUAUACCCACGAUUGUAGCUACAUCUACAGAGACCCACUGAAGGCACCACGACUUCAGGCAAGUAAAACUGUUUGUGGGAUCAGGCUCGUAACCACCAUCUGUUCUCUCUCAU